Messenger RNA from Pistacia vera, 3404 nucleotides. RefSeq names its product N-terminal acetyltransferase B complex auxiliary subunit NAA25. Gene Ontology annotation, biological process: N-terminal peptidyl-methionine acetylation. Gene Ontology annotation, molecular function: protein binding; protein-N-terminal amino-acid acetyltransferase activity. NCBI's taxonomy places the organism in Eukaryota, Viridiplantae, Streptophyta, Magnoliopsida, Sapindales, Anacardiaceae. The record is from RefSeq and is a predicted model, not a curated record. Gene Ontology annotation, cellular component: NatB complex; cytoplasm.
UUUUAAUUAAAUGUGAUUACAGACUAAUCACAAUUUUGCUUGAUUAUUUUGGUAUCAUGUCUGUGUUUUAGUUGGGAAGUGAAGUCAUGGUCUACGAUCGUUAUAAAACCCGUAUCCAAACACUUGGUUUAGGUUUACCAAAACGUCUUCAGAAAUAAGUUGUAAGGACAAAAGCCUUACGAAGUACAAACACAUAGACACUGUUUGAGUGGAACCCUAAAUGGCUUCGAAGUUCGGGUUGGCCGGUGGAAUACCGGAGCGGAGGGUUCGUCCGAUAUGGGACGCCAUCGAUUCUCGUCAGUUUAAGAUCGCUCUGAAGCAAUCCACUGCUUUGCUAGCUAAAUUCCCCAACUCACCUUACGCUCUUGCGCUGAAGGCUCUCGUUUUGGAAAGAAUGGGUAAAUUUGAUGAAGCUUUAUCUGUUUGUUUAAAUGCCAAAGAGGUGUUGUAUAAGAAUGAUGCCAAUUUGAUGGAUGAUCUCACUCUCAGUACUCUUCAGAUUGUUUUCCAGCGACUUAAUCACUUGGACUUGGCUACUGCCUGUUAUGAGCAUUCUUGUGGGAAAUUUCCAAACAAUUUGGAGCUAAUGAUGGGGCUUUUCAACUGUUAUGUUCGUGAAUAUUCAUUUGUGAAGCAGCAGCAGACAGCUAUCAAAAUGUACAAGCUUGUUGGUGAAGAAAGGUUUUUGCUCUGGGCAGUCUGUAGCAUCCAGUUACAGGUGUUAUGUGACAAUGGCGGUGAGAAGCUGUUACUCUUAGCUGAAGGUUUGCUUAAGAAACACAUUGCUUCACAUAGCUUACAUGACCCCGAAGCUCUUACAGUCUACAUUUCUAUAUUGGAACAACAAGCCAAGUAUGGUAAUGCUUUGGAAAUGCUCUCUGGAGAAUUAGGAUCGCUUUUAAUGAUUGAGGUUGAUAAGCUACGCAUGCAGGGGAGGCUUCUUGCUAGGCAAGGUGACUACACUGCUGCUGCUAAAAUAUAUCAGAAAAUUUUAGAACUAAGCCCUGAUGAUUGGGAAUGUUUCCUACACUAUCUAGGCUGUUUGCUAGAGGAUGAUAGUAGUUGGUGCAAUGGAGCUAAUAGUGAUCCUAUUCAUCCACCAAAAUUAGUAGACUGCAAGUUUUCGCACUUGACUGAUGAAAUGUUUGACUCUCGUAUAUUGAGCUUCAACUUUUGUACAAAAGUUAAUAGCAGAACCACUAAUAAUUUAUUAAGGGGUCCAUCCUUGGCAAAUCUUGAAAUUGAAAGGCGGAAGCUCUUAUAUGGAAAAAACAAUGAUAAAGAGUUGAUGGAGACUCUAUUACAAUAUUUUUUAAGGUUUGGUCACUUGGCCUGCUUCACUUCUGAUGUUGAGAAGUUUCUUCUGGUUUACCUUGAUAAGAAGACUGAACUUUUGGAGAAGUUAACUAAAAGCGCAAGCUCCUUCAAUAGUGCCAAUUAAGUUGGGCAGUCUAUAACACUUUGGAAAAUUCAAGAAAUGAUUGGAAACAUGUACAAGCUGGCUGUCAGUGGUGUAACUGAGCACACUGCUCUUCAAAUGACUGAGAUGUAUUGUAAAAACCUAGCACUAUCUAAGGACUUGGAUCCGCAAGAGAGCAUGCACGGUGAGGUGCUAUCAAUGUCAUGCAAUGUGUUGGUUCAGUUAUUUUGGCGUACAAGAAACUUUGGCUACUUCAUGGAAGCAAUAAUGGUGUUGGAGUUUGGAUUGAAUAUAAGAAGACAUGCGUGGCAGUACAAGAUCUUAUUGGUGCACUUAUAUUCACACUUGGGUAUCAUUUCAUUAGCAUAUGAUCGGUAUAAAGCUCUUGAUGUGAAGAACAUCUUGAUGGAAACUGUUUUACAUCACAUUUUUCCCCAGCUAAUGGAAUCUCCCCUCUGGGUGGAUUUAAAUAACCUGCUGAAAGAUUAUCUCAAGUUUAUGGAUGAGCACUUCAGAGAAUCUGCAGAUCUUACAUUUCUUGCAUACCGCCACAGAAAUUACUCAAAAGUAAUUGAAUUUGUUCAAUUUAAAGAACGAUUGCAGCACUCUAGUCAGUAUUUAGUGGCAAGGGUAGAAUCAUCCAUUCUACAGCUAAAGCAGAAUGCGGAUGACAUUGAAGACGAAGAGAGUGUUCUCAAGAGCAUGAAAUGCGGGAUUCACUUUGUUGAGCUCUCUAAUGAGAUUGGAUCCAAAUCUGUGACUUUCAAUGAAGAUUGGCAGUCACGACCUUGGUGGACACCAACUCCAGAGAAGAAUUAUCUUUUAGGUCCGUUUGAAGGAAUCUCUUAUUGUCCUAAGGAGAACUUGAUGGAAGAAAGGGAAACAAAUGUAAGAAGAGUAAUUGAGAAGAAAUCCCUUCUCCCUCGGAUGAUAUAUCUAUCUAUUCAGAGUGCUUCGGCAUCCAUUAAGGGUAACUUUGAAGCUAAUGGCUCUUUAUCUGACCCAAAAGUUUCCCCAGAGCUGAAGGACUUGCUUGAGUGCUAUGCAAAGAUGUUGGGAUUUUCUUUAAGUGAUGCAAUAGAAGUGGUUGUGGGAGUUUCUAAUGGCCUCAAGUCUUCCGGAGCUUUUGGUGCGAACAUGGUGGACUGGUUGAAUUUUGCUGUUUUUUUGAAUGCAUGGAACUUGAAUUCUCAUGAAGUUGAGCGGCCUGAUGUGAAUGGAUGUGGGCCUUUGUCUUGGAAUAUUGUGAAUUCUCUGCUGGAGAAUUGCAUUCUUGAGAAGGUUAGGUACAUGGAAUCUCUCAUAUGCUCUCCACCCAGUGAUCUUCCUAUUUUGGUGAAAAUGGUCACAGAACCAUUGGCUUGGCACACUCUUGUAAUCCAGUCCUGUGUCAGAUCUUCUGUUCCAUCUGGAAAGAAGAAGAAGAAAAGUGGGACUGCGGAUCAAUCUCUCUCUCCAGUUUGUCAUGCAAUUCGGGACUCAAUACGAUCCACACAUGGCAUACUGGAAGAUGUUGCAAAAUGGUUAGGGCAUCACGUCAAGAAGUCGGAGGAUGAAAACUUAGAUAUCAUAUUCUCCUCCCUUCAGAGAAAUGGACAGGAUGAAGGUCCUGGGCAGGUUUUCCAGGCUCUCGGAACAUAUAUCUCAUCCAUUAAUGAGACAGAACUUGGUGAUCGUACUUCCCAAGCUCUGAAAUCUUGGAGUCCUGUUGAUGUUGCGAGGAAACUAGUAUCUGGGCAGCGUGCUGUACUGUCCGAAUUUCUUCGAAUUUGUCAAUCGAAAAUAAAGUCAUUGCAAGCAAUGCAACAGCAGAUGGCACAAGUUUGAAGAGAGAUUUUGGUGGUGACAGUGACACUGAAGUUUUUAUUAAUUUAUUUAUUUAUUUUAAUGUUUGGAGCUCCUUUUUGGGCUCUUUGAUUGAAGCUUUAGAGGCUUACUUUGGUCCAAAAUCUUCAGCAGCAGCGAGCCUGGGAAGAGUUUGGAU